AUUCACCUCCAGUCUCGGUGUGAACGUUUUACCCGGAACAUUCGCGAAAGCUGUUGUGCUGUUGUUCUCUUCGAAACUCGCUCGUUCGUCUUUCGCACAUUUCGUCGGUACAUAAAAGAAAAUCAUAAAAGCAAGAAACGAACGAACAAAAAAGUUAAACGAAUAUAUCAUUUCAAUGAUAUAACGGAGGUAUCGUCGGUUAUCAAAUCGAACGUCAGUAUCCUCAUCGAAUUAAUUUUCUACUUAGAUCGGACUAAGAUCGUUCUAAGAUCUCUAUGAAAAGGAGUAAAAGUGAGUUAUCGAUAAUUUCGAGGAAUUUAUGAGAUCUAGAUCGAUGAGUAUUCGAAAUCGUAACGAAAUUGUUCCAAGAAGGUGUCUUGCGAUGCCAGACCAUUAUCAUUCUUGAUCUUCGAAUUCAUGAGGAGAGAGAGAGAGAGAGAGAGAGAGAGAGAGAGAGAGAGAGAGAGAGAGAGGUGUGUGUGUGUGAUCAAAAUUAGUCGAUCCAACUGACGUUUAACAUCUGAGAAGAAGAUUUAACAGAAAGAAAGAGACAGAGAUAAAUAGAGAAAGAGAGAAAGAGAGAGAUACAGACAGAAAGAGAGAUAACAAAAAGAAGAAAAACAAAUAAAGAAAAAAAAGAAGAUGCAACUGUUCAUCCUGUUUAAAUUUCCCGUUCUUCUUCUUCUUCUUCCUACGUUCUCGGCCGAUACUACCUGGCCAAAAGUCAUUGAUCCCUUAAUGACAGUACGAAGAUCGUAUCACUCGCAACUUCAAACAUCAACUACAAGUUCGGUGGAUGAAAAGGAAUGUGUCGAAUGUAAUCAAAACAAGGUCGUUGUCAACGACCAAAAUCCUAUACUAACCGAAUUGAGGGUCGAGUACGUUAAGCAACAGAUCCUAAAGAAAUUGAGGCUCUCAAAGCCUCCGAAUGUAUCGAUAUCACUGUCGACCUUGCCGAAGCCAUUGAUAAACGGCAACGUGCUCGAACUUCGACCCGGCGCGCCACUUGAACCGGAAAAAUCGGCUGAGAGUUUCUAUGGUAAAACCGAUCAAAUCGUCGUCUUUCCUUACGAAGGAAUAGGAGAUACGAAGAAAUGCCUACAAAGUUCGAAUCACUUGACGGGUUUCAACCCAGCAGCUUGCUUUACGUUUUACUUGCCAAACGAAAUGCAAUUCGUCGAUGUAACUUCGGCACAACUUUGGUUUUAUAAGGAAUACGACGAGAACGACGAUCUCAACCAAACUUUUGUACUAUCGGAAUUGGAUCAUUGGGAUAAAGGCGAAAGAUUCGAAAAGAACACAAUGGUGGCAAUUUUCGAUACCGAUAUAGGAGAAGGUUGGGUAAAGACGGACGUGGGUUUUACAGUGAGAAAGUGGGUGGAAAGGCAUCAGCUGAACCACGCGAUGCAAAUAACCUGCAGCACUUGCUCGAUCGACCGUGACACUGCACCGGUCUCUAUCGAGCAAACACUGAAGCCCUUCUUGGUAAUACAUACGUCACCGUUGCCGCAAAAAAAUCGACCGAAAAGAAACUCCAAUUGCUUACCGGAAAUGAAGGAAUGUUGUAGAGACGAACUCUACAUUAACUUUGCAGACAUUGGCUGGAGCGAUUGGAUACUUCAUCCUAGAGGUUAUCACGCAUACUUUUGCAGAGGAUCAUGUUCAACCGCGGCAACUUUGACGAUCAGUGCAACAUCUCAUACCAACGUUAUCAUGAAAUGGAAGACAAUACAUCGUGGAAACGAGAUCGUCCCGUGUUGUUCGCCGACUCAACUCUCAGCGAUACAACUUCUAUAUGUUCACACUAACAACACGAUACAGCAGAAAACCUUACCGAACAUGGUAGUCGAGGCUUGUGGUUGUAUGUGACCAUCACUAUUUCAAAUAAACGAAGAGACAAAGAAAUAUAAUAGAAGAAUAAGAAAUAAAAGAAAAAUAGGAGAAACAAGAAAAAGAAUCGGAUGGCUGACACCAUCCGAAACUUAAACUUUCCUUUGUUGUAUCUUCGAACGCAUACAUAUAUAGACGAAUUUGAUACGCAGGCAUUCUCCAAUUUUCCUUCAGAUCCAUUCUGAAACGAUUUCUUCGAACGGAAACAUAAAGGCAAACGAAAAAGAGAUACGUAUAUGGUGUGUCCCAGAAUAUAAGUAUAAAAUAUUUUAAGGGGUUAGUUCCGAUAAAUUCAAACGAUAAAAACGACAAAAAAACAAAAAACAAAAAAAAAGACCAAAAAAAAACGAUUCGUGUAAAAAUAUGUAUAUGUCCUAUUUAUGAGGUACGCGGCAUUUAUGAGGUUAACUAAUAGGUUUAAGAAAGAAAAAAAAAAUAAAAAUAAGAGAAAAGAAAAAAAAAUACAAAGAAGAUAUUUCAUGAAACAUUAUAUAAUGAAGAAUAUAAAACUUGAAACGCUUGAAGAACCUAUAUAAGGUAUCUGUAACUAUAUUUCUAUAAAAAUCUUUUAUUAGAAAACUUACGAAUCUGUGAAACGGAUUUUCAAAUUCGAUCUUCUUAAAAACUAAGUCUCACAAGAAACUACAAUUUUAUUCUUAAUUAUUUACUUAUCCUUUAAUGAAGUAUCAUUUCUUACGUGGUUGUACAUAAUUUUCGGACUUAAAUAUAUAUAAUAUAUACACAAAUACACACACUAUAUAUAUAUAUACAUACACACACACACACACACUAUAUAUAUAUAAAUAUAAGGAAUUUGUAGAAAUUUGUAGAAACGAUUAAAAUUGGUCUUCAAAUGAGACAUUUAGCUAUUAAGUAAAAUCGAGAAUGUUAGCAGUAGAGCCAUGGGAAAUUAGUAGAUAAAAUUAGAGAGAGAGAGUGUGUGUGUGUAAGAGAGAGAGAGAGAGAGAGAGAGAGAGAGAGAGAGAGAGAGAGAGAGAGAGAGAGAGAGAAGAAUGUAUGAUACGUACGUUAAACCAAGAAUUUCGUUACGCCAUAUUGUAGCAACUCAUCAUAGAAGAUACGUUAGGAAAGUAAGUCCUUUGGGAUCGAAAAGUUUUGGACGACUGGUGAGAAUAUCUUUUUGUUGUAUUCUCUUAUACAACUUUUAUAUGUAUACGUAUAUGUUUACAAUGUAUUUAUAUAUAUACACUGUGCGUAUGUGUCCUUCGCGUGCCCGAUAUGUGUGAUGUGUAUAUUAUAUGUAUGUAAGUAGAUUGUAUGUACAACAAAACAAUGAUAACGUUCGAUAACUUUAUUUUCAAUGUUAUUUUCUAUACACUAUGUGUAUAUAUAUGUGUAUAUAUACAUUCAAUACAUACAUACAUACAUACAUACUAUAUAUAUAUAUAUAUAUAUAUAAUAAUUAUUUUCAAUAUCUUUAUUUAGAAAUUGUUUUAUAAUUAAGGAACAUAUCUGUAAUAUUAAAUACGUUAUUAUUGCUCGUCUUCUGCAAAAUUCAAUUACCACAAAUAUAUAUUAUUCACCUUUUUGAAUUAUAUUAAACAAAAGAAAAAGAAAUAAUAAUAAUAAUAAUAAUAACAAUAAUAAUAAUAAUUAUUAUAAUAAUAAACAAAAGUAUAUAUGCGAAAAAAGUUUUGUAAAUUUUGUAAAUUAGAUAAUUAAAAUAUUUCCAACGAUAUCGUCGUUGUUGAAGCAAAGGGAAACGAUUAAACGUGAAAAUGUAAGAAAAGAAAAGAUAAGAAAAAAUAAGAAAAGAAAAAAAAGGAAAGAAGUAAACCACAGCAGUAUUCUCUUAAGCAAAUAUUUAUCAGAGCUAAGCAUUUUUUGUUUCGUUUUAAUAUAUUAAAUAUAUAUACUAAUGAGAGGGGAGAGAGAGAGAGAGAGAGAGAGAGAGAGAGAGAGAGAGAGAGAGAGAGAGAUAAGAGGUAAUUACUAUCGGAUAAAAUGAUUUCUUAGAAUAAUAAAAUUUUAUCUGCAAUAAUAUAUGUACUAUCUCUUUGCAAAUCGAAUUUGUGAUAACUCUUAGAAUUAUUAUAUCCUUUAUUUUAAAAUAUAUAAAACAAUGUAAAAUAAAGCAAUGUAAAUUCGUUA
Molecule: messenger RNA, 4002 nt
Organism: Vespula vulgaris
Lineage: Eukaryota; Metazoa; Arthropoda; Insecta; Hymenoptera; Vespidae
Gene: daw
Product: growth/differentiation factor 8
Exons: 4
Coding region: 643-1869 (408 amino acids)
Biological process (GO): SMAD protein signal transduction; BMP signaling pathway
Cellular component (GO): extracellular region
Molecular function (GO): growth factor activity; cytokine activity
Source: RefSeq, a predicted model, not a curated record